AUGUGUGCCCAUUCACUUAGUGUGCUCAUUGAGAGGUCUAUAUAUGAGGUGCCAAAUAAAUACAUUGUCUCGAGAUGGAGAAAAGAUUUGGAAAUAGGGUAUACAUGUAUUCUAACCACAUACACGAAUUUCGGGGCUGCUAUAAAUCCAAAGUUGCAUGAUUUGUAUCACAAGACGUUAGAUAAGGUCCUAGAACUUGCCACAAAUGACGAUGGUAAACACAAAGUGAUUCAACUUGGGUUGAGAGAAAUCAAGGAUCAAGUGAAAACUAUUGAAUCGGGUACUGCGAGUAAUGUGCCAUGUACUAGUACUGUACCACCUUCUACUAGUAUUGUACCACCUUCUUAUACUUCGCCGAAAAGUCCGCCACGUUUGAAUACUACAAAAGCAAGCAACACUUGCAAGGUACUUAGUCCUUUGGUUGUUCGCCGAAGAGGCCGUCCAUGUACGAAGCAGAAGGUUAGUAAGAUUGAUCAAAUAGUUAAUCGGUUGAAGAGAAAGAACAAGAAGACUACUCCCGCACAGGUGUCGGAAGAUCAAGCUUACUAUUUUUCUUCUAUGGUUGGCACACAAGAUAGUCUGUAUGUACCGGCUCAAUUACUAGUCUGUUUUGUUGCUGGUCUUAAAAUUUCUUGCUGGUCUGUUUGUUCACUAGACAGGUUCAAUUGA
Molecule: messenger RNA, 669 nt
Organism: Camellia sinensis
Lineage: Eukaryota; Viridiplantae; Streptophyta; Magnoliopsida; Ericales; Theaceae
Product: protein FAR1-RELATED SEQUENCE 1-like
Biological process (GO): regulation of DNA-templated transcription
Source: RefSeq, a predicted model, not a curated record